AUGGCCGACAACGAGGUGAGCGCGCACAUCGAACAGCGAAUUGUCAUGAAGUUUCCCGUGAAUGACGGCGUAAAGUCACCUGAAAUUCACAGAAGACUUCAGGCUCAGUAUGGCCACGAUGCACUUAACCGCAGCAAAGCGUUUGAGUGGUGCAAACGGUUCCGAGACUGCCGUACAUCAGCGCAGGACGAUCCCGGCCGGGGUGGCUCAGAGCCCAGUGUCAGAGUUCCUGAGAACAUCCAACUUGUGGAGCGCCUGAUCCUCAAGGACCGACGGAUAACACGUGUCGAACUGUUUGGGAAAGUUAGUGCCCGUUGGGUCCCGACGCAGCUCUCCGUGUUUGACGGGCAGAAAAGACUGGAAAUCUCCCAAGAGCUAAGGUACCGUUUCGACACUGAAGGACAGCCGUUCCUUGAUCGGAUCAUUACGUGCGAUGAAACUUGGGUGCAUAAUUUCACUCCUGAGUCUAAACGCGCAUCAAAACAGUGGAAUCAUCCGGGCUCGCCAGCUCCCAAGAAGUUCCGAAGCACCCAGUCUGCGGCUAAGGUCAUGACCAGGGUUUUCUGGGACAAGGCUGGCGUUGUUCAUGUUGAUUUUCUGCCCUGUGGUACCACCAUCAAUAGUACAUAUAACUGCCACGUUCUCAGGUAUGUGCAUAAGGCGCAGAAGCAAAAGCGGCCGGGCCUCAUCACCAAAGGAGUCCUCCUCCUACAGGACAAUGCACGCCCGCAUACCGCGCAUCUCAGGACACGCACAUUACAGGAACUCGGCUGGGAGUUGCUGCCACAUCCCCCUUACAGUCCAGACCUCGCCCCAGCGAUUUCCAUCUCUUUGGGCCGCUGA
Messenger RNA from Ornithodoros turicata, 843 nucleotides. Its product is annotated as histone-lysine N-methyltransferase SETMAR-like. The transcript has 2 exons. Gene Ontology annotation, molecular function: nucleic acid binding. Lineage: Eukaryota; Metazoa; Arthropoda; Arachnida; Ixodida; Argasidae. The record is from RefSeq and is a predicted model, not a curated record. The coding region runs from base 1 to 843 and encodes 280 amino acids.